GCCGUGUUUGCUCAGGGAAUUGGCCUCGGGCUGCAAACAGUGCUGACGUCCGUUCUGUGGCUCAUUGACAUCCCAGGGGACGGCAGUGCGGGAAUGGCUCCCCUCGGUCACCAGAGAGGUUGGGUUGGGAGGGGGGACACCCUGCAGACAGACUACGGGUGGGGAGGGAGACCCCCGCAGACGGGUUGUGCCACCCUGCCUGCGUCAGUGGGUGUUUGCCCACCACCCACGGGUCUUUUGGGGGGGGGAUAAAGGCAGCUGAGCCCCGCAGCGGGGGUGAUGGACGCUGCGGUGGGAAGAUGGGCGCUGCGUGGCUCUGCCUGCUCUGCGCAGCCAGCGCCGGCCUCGUCCCGCUGGGCAUUGGGGGGGAACGACGGCUGUGGGCAGCCCCACGUCGAGAGGAGCCGGAGCUGCUCCUGCCCCGCGGGGUCGAUGCCAGAGGUGCCGGCGUCGAGGCGCUGCAGGAGGUGCUGGAGAAGCUGCGGAGCCGGGAGCUGCCGCCGACGGCCAAGAAGCCGGGCAGGGUGCCCUCGUGCCAGCUCGGGGAGCCCUGUGCUGUGCGGGUGGGGGCUCGUUUUGGGAAGCGCUGCAGCUGCCCCCCCAGCACCGCCUGCAACCUCUACAUCCUGCGGUGCUCCUAAGGGCUGGGGCCAACACGGAUGCUGCCGGGAUGCUGCUGGCUCAGGCUGUGCCAUGUGGUGUGGAAGGGGGGGCCACGGACCCCGGCCCCCUCCCCACACGGAGAUGCACUCCUCUCCCCUGAUCUGAGUGCCUUCACAAACCCUUGGGGGCCGUAUUAAACCACUUUGGACCACUUUGGCUGCCUCCUGCUCUGCUCUGUGGGGGUUUCUGUGAUGCCACCCCGGCUGUGAGCGAGUUGUGGGGUGGAAGCGGCGGGGGUGGUGAUGGGGCCGUGCUCCAUCCUCCAACAAAUAGCCCGUAUUGCUCACGCUUUCACUGCACGGCACUGCACAGCUCAGCCUGCCCAGGGGCUGUAGCGCAUCGCACAGCCCUGCACGGUGAUGUACGGCACA
This is a messenger RNA of Phasianus colchicus (ring-necked pheasant), 1034 nucleotides long. RefSeq names its product cocaine- and amphetamine-regulated transcript protein-like. The record is from RefSeq and is a predicted model, not a curated record. Gene Ontology annotation, molecular function: neuropeptide hormone activity. Gene Ontology annotation, biological process: adult feeding behavior; G protein-coupled receptor signaling pathway; positive regulation of MAPK cascade. Lineage: Eukaryota; Metazoa; Chordata; Aves; Galliformes; Phasianidae.